UUUUAGAAGCAACAAGUUUUUGUUGCUUGUCAAUUAAAAAUAAAAUGUUGCCGCCGUCUCGACAGCAAAUACUGCGGCUAUACAAGCAUUUAAUUAAAUACGGCAAUCACUUGCAACUAACUGAUAAGAACUACUUCCUGGGCCGAGUGCGACACGAGUUCCGGCAAAAACAACAACUGAACAAUCCGCUAGAAAUUGAGUUCACUUUUAAGCGUGGUGAAACGUUGCUGAAGAAAGGACGCAUACUCUAGGCAUGCUAAGACUGCGCGCUUUGGCCGGUCAGCUUACCAGCCAAAUAGGACGA
This is a messenger RNA of Drosophila busckii, 304 nucleotides long. RefSeq names its product MIEF1 upstream open reading frame protein. Lineage: Eukaryota; Metazoa; Arthropoda; Insecta; Diptera; Drosophilidae. The coding region runs from base 45 to 251 and encodes 68 amino acids. The record is from RefSeq and is a predicted model, not a curated record. The transcript has 2 exons.